AUGAACCUCACCGCCGAGAGCCACCGCAUCCCGCUGAGCGACGGCAACAGCAUCCCGCUCUUGGGGCUGGGCACCUACGCCGACCCCCAGAAAACUCCCAAAGGCUCCUGUCUGGAGGCGGUGAAGAUUGCCAUCGAUGCCGGCUACCGCCACAUCGACGGUGCCUUUGUCUACUUCAAUGAGCAUGAAGUGGGACAAGCCAUCCGGGAGAAGAUUGCUGAAGGGAAGAUCAAGCGAGAAGACAUCUUUUACUGUGGCAAGCUGUGGAAUACCUGCCACCCCCCAGAGCUGGUGCGUCCCACGCUGGAGAAAACCCUGAAGAUCCUGCAGCUGGACUAUGUUGACCUCUACAUUAUUGAGCUGCCAAUGGCUUUCAAGCCUGGAGAUGCACUCUACCCAAAAGAUGAAAAUGGAAAAUUUAUCUACCAUGAGACAGACUUAUGUGCCACUUGGGAGGCACUGGAGGCAUGUAAAGAUGCAGGCUUGGCAAAGUCUAUUGGAGUAUCCAAUUUCAACCGCAGGCAACUGGAGAUGAUCAUGAACAAGCCAGGACUUAAGUACAAACCUGUCAGCAACCAGGUAGAAUGCCAUCCCUACUUCACCCAACCCAAACUCCUAGAAUUUUGCAGACAACAUGACAUUGUUAUUGUUGGGUACAGCCCAUUAGGAACCUCAAGAGAUGAAUCAUGGGUAAAUGUGUCCUCCCCUCCUUUACUGAAGGAUCCUGUGCUGAAUGCCAUCGGCAAGAAGUACAACAAGACUGCGGCACAGAUUGCUUUGCGUUUCAAUGUCCAGCGAGGGGUGGUGGUGAUCCCAAAAAGCUUCAAUCCACAACGCAUCAGAGAGAAUUUCCAGAUCUUUGACUUCUCCCUCACUGAGAAAGAGAUGAAAGAAAUUGAAGCCCUGAACAAAAAUGUUCGUUAUGUGGAACUGUUAAUGUGGCGUGACCAUCCAGAGUAUCCCUUCAGUGAUGAAUACUGA
Cinclus cinclus is the source of this 981-nucleotide messenger RNA. RefSeq names its product aldo-keto reductase family 1 member D1 (gene AKR1D1). The coding region runs from base 1 to 981 and encodes 326 amino acids. The record is from RefSeq and is a predicted model, not a curated record. Gene Ontology annotation, molecular function: aldose reductase (NADPH) activity; ketosteroid monooxygenase activity; Delta4-3-oxosteroid 5beta-reductase activity. The transcript has 9 exons. Gene Ontology annotation, biological process: bile acid biosynthetic process. NCBI's taxonomy places the organism in Eukaryota, Metazoa, Chordata, Aves, Passeriformes, Cinclidae. Gene Ontology annotation, cellular component: cytosol.